CAUUUAAAUGAAGCCAUCCUGCUGUCAUUAUAAAUCUGAAAGGUUCAGCUUUGUGGAAGGAUUUAAUGGUAACCCUUCAGCGGUAAUCAGAUUAGAGGGGCUCGUAUAACUGCAUGGUCUGAAGAACAGAUAAAAGAAACCAGAGUUCAGACUUGCCACAGAGGACAGGGAUUGAGCGGUGUGGUGCAGAAUCAACUCGCUGUUCUGAGGCUUUGGUUUUGGCUAUCAUAUACCCCAGAAAUGCCUGCAAAUUUCAAUGGUUACUGGAAAAUGCUUAGCAAUGACAAUUUUGAGGAGUAUCUGAAAGCAUUGGAUGUAAACAUUGCUGUGAGAAAAAUUGCCAACUUGCUAAAACCUGACAAAGAAAUCAUUCAGAAUGGAGAUCAUAUGAUCAUUAAAACGCUAAGCACUUUUAGAAACUACAUCAUGGAAUUUGAUGUAGGAAAAGAGUUUGAGGAGGAUUUAGCAGGGGUGGAUGAUCGCAAAUGCAUGACUAACGUGAGUUGGGAUGGAGAUAAACUUCUUUGCGUACAGAAAGGAGAAAAAGAAGGCCGUGGUUGGACCCAGUGGAUUGAAGGAGAUGAAAUGCAUCUGGAAAUCAGAGUAGGUGGUGUCAAAUGUAAACAAGUCUUUAAGAAGGUACAGUGAACCGAUCUGCCCAUUGCUGAUACAGAGAUGAAGACGAACAGAAUAGAAUGUAUGGACUUGCUACCAAAGCUCCACAUGCUCUUAGUGCCCAGGUAUAUCCUUAACAUCUAGCGAACAGAACCCGUGAACAUCUGGGCACAUGAAAUUAGAACUGUGUAGUGCUGUCUGCAAAAAGGAUUUUUUUUAAAGAAAUCAUUCUAAAUAAACACAAUCAUUUU
Messenger RNA from Chelonoidis abingdonii (Abingdon island giant tortoise), 866 nucleotides. RefSeq names its product retinol binding protein 1 (gene RBP1). Gene Ontology annotation, biological process: retinoic acid biosynthetic process; vitamin A metabolic process. NCBI's taxonomy places the organism in Eukaryota, Metazoa, Chordata, Testudines, Testudinidae. The record is from RefSeq and is a predicted model, not a curated record. Gene Ontology annotation, cellular component: cytosol. Gene Ontology annotation, molecular function: lipid binding.